AAGCAAAGCAAGCAGGGCAACUAAAACAUUUUCAGGAUUCCGAGGCAUUCCCUAUUGAGAAACCAGAUUUUCAGUUUGAUUAUCAAAGUGAGUGUUUUUAUUUGUCCCCAAGAGGGGAGAUCAUAAGGUUGAUGCCGCCGAGAGUGGCAUUUUCUGGAGAUUUUUAGAGCUGUCAUGGCCCGUAUUGGAAUUUCUUCUUCCCGGGGUUUUUGUUGUCUCUUCUCUAUCUUGAAGGCUGGGGGCCCCCCUGCCUCGGAUCUUCCGAAGAGGAAGCCAUAUGAGCUCUUUGGAUCCAUCUGGGGAAAUACAAGCAUACCCCUUUCCCUGUAAGAUUAAUUUCCCAAGUUUCCAUUGUUUAUUUAACCCAUCUUGGUAACAAAUGGGCCGAGGAAGAGAAGAAUCCUUCAAUUCUUCGAAAUGUUUUUCUGCUCUAGUCAAGAUAUCUCCUUGUGAAUUUAUAGGAAGCACCCUGAGAUGUCUCAGAUACCUGAACAGGGAUGGAACAACUGGAACAAAGGAUUGGAAGGCCACGGGGACCCUCUCACCAUCUGUCAGCCCCCCUCCUUUCUGCACAAGGACUUCAUUCACUUUUACCAACUUCCUUCCCAAAGCAGGAAGCAUGGCCACAUCCCAGCCUUCUCUGAGGCUUGUGGAAUCUUAACUCCCAGACCAGGGUUCGAACCUGCAUUGAAAGGUUUUGCCUGCAUUGAAAGGCAAAAUCUUAACCCCUGGACCACCAGGGUCUUCGUUCCCCGACCAGGGAUCUAACCUGCACCCUCUGCAUUGGGAGGCUGAGCCUUAACCACUGGACCACCAAGGAAGUCCCAGGGGUGCAUUUUCAUGGCCACCACAAGUCCCUCUCAGCCAGCACCCUAAGCAGCAGCUCUCCCGUCCUCCUUAACCCUUUGGAGAUAAUUCAGAAAUACAAGCCCACGCCUGAAAGCGACCAGGAGGAAGGAUAGCUUUAGAUGAUGCAAACAGAAAUUCCACCGGCCUCCAGAUACCAUCAUGUGUCAUGUUUCGCCAGGCUCCACAAGCUUGUGCUUCAGACUGGCUUGGUCACUCGCAGGUGAGCAGGCUGAAGACUCUGCUCCCCGGAAAGGAGAAGAUGACUGACACUGAGUUGAACUACGUUCACAGGCUGGCCGAGGACUAUCUGAAAUAUGUGUUGCAGAUACAGCAACCUGGAUCCGGGGCAAGCAAAACAUCCAGGGUGUUACAAGUUGUGGCUUCCUCUGUCCAGAACGAAGUGGAAAGAACGUUGAAGCAGUGCUUGGAUAAGUUUGAUGUGGUGUCCAUAGACACUGCCAGAAGAAUAUUCAACCAAGUGAUGGAAAAGGAAUUUGAAGAUGGCAUUGUUAACUGGGGCAGGAUUGUAACCAUAUUCGCCUUUGCAGGUAUUCUUAUCAAGAAACUUCUGGGCAAGUGUAUUGCCCCAGACAUGGACAUGUGCAAGGACAUUUCUUACUUUGUGGCGGAGUUCAUCACCGAAAACACAGGAGAAUGGAUAAGGCAAAAUGGAGGCUGGGAAAAUGGCUUUGUAAAGAAGUUUGAAACCAAAUCUGGCUGGCUGACUUUUAUGGAAGUUACAGGAAAGAUCUGUGAGACAUUAUGUCGCCUGAAGCAAUACUAUUGACUGAAAAGGACACUCCACAUUGUGAAAUUUGUCUAAUUUUUUAUCUCAUACAAGAAGUACUGUCAACACUUACUCCUACUUCUAAACAGAGAACUUUGAUGAUGUAACUUGACAUUCUGGAGUUAUGGGAAUUUUGUCCCCAUUUUAGUGAAUAAAUUGUAUGUAUUACUUAUA
Dama dama (fallow deer) is the source of this 1810-nucleotide messenger RNA. It is a transcript of the gene BCL2A1, whose product is annotated as BCL2 related protein A1. Lineage: Eukaryota; Metazoa; Chordata; Mammalia; Artiodactyla; Cervidae. Gene Ontology annotation, molecular function: protein heterodimerization activity; channel activity; protein homodimerization activity. Gene Ontology annotation, cellular component: mitochondrial outer membrane. Gene Ontology annotation, biological process: extrinsic apoptotic signaling pathway in absence of ligand; release of cytochrome c from mitochondria; positive regulation of apoptotic process. The record is from RefSeq and is a predicted model, not a curated record. The transcript has 6 exons. Bases 1016 to 1636 code for a protein of 206 amino acids.